Molecule: messenger RNA, 1308 nt
Organism: Colletotrichum paranaense
Lineage: Eukaryota; Fungi; Ascomycota; Sordariomycetes; Glomerellales; Glomerellaceae
Exons: 2
Coding region: 1-1308 (435 amino acids)
Source: RefSeq, a predicted model, not a curated record
AUGAGUAACAGCUACUACUCCGAUUCGGAUGACCUUGACAUACGAGUCUCGAGGCGUCGGGCACCGUCGCCUUCACAGGUUCACUAUGUUGAAGCGAGAUCGAGACCCAGUAGGAACUAUUACCCGUCAGCAGGUCAACAGCCUAGCUUCUUGGCUCCUGAGCGCACAGUCAUAACCACUCGCACUCGGUCAAGAGAGCGUUCCCGUGAGCGCCAUUCCACUCCACCGGGUCCCGCUCCGGCUUCCAUCUCCGCUCCGGCCCCGGCUCCUGUAAUUAUCAACAACCGUAUUUACAACGAACAUUCUUCCGAUGAUGAGGACGACCGCCACAUGCAGGUCUACCACAGCCGUCACCGUUCUCACUCCCGUGGUCACUCAUCUCAUUCCCGCUCACCUUCAUCCUCUUACAUGACCCGGGAGGAUUAUGAGGCAGAACGGGCUCGACAAGAGCUGGCGGAACUCAGAAUCAGUCAGGCUCGUGAGAAAGAGGAACGCCGGGUUCAAAAGGAGUUCCGGGAGGAAGCUGAGCUCCAACGUGCCAAGCGCGAUCUCGAAGAUAUCCGAACCCGGGAGGCUCGCGCUGCUGAAGAACAGCGCUUCAAGACCAAGAUCGAGCUGGAAAAGUACCAAGAGGACAUGCGGAAGGCAGACUUAUCCAAGAAGCGAGAAAAGGAAGCUGCCGAUGCCGUAGAACGCUACAAGAGAAAGGAGGCAGAUCGACUUACGCAAGAGAAGAAGGAAAAGGAACAGCGUGAAAAGGAAUUUCAGCAAAGGCUCAAGGAAGAGCGUCAAAAGGAGCUGGACAAGCUAGCCAGGGAGAAGAAGGAGAAGGAGGAGCGCGAGAAGGAGUACCAAAGACGUCUCCAGGAGGACCUACGUAAAUCAGGUCUUGACGACAAGGCUAUUGCUGCCAUCCUCAAGAAGGAGAAGAUUCCGGAGCCACCGCGACAAAGACCAGCCCAGCAUGAAAACGCGCUCAUUGCUGGGAAUCGCCCAACCUACACGCGUAUGGCACGGAAGCAUCUUUCGAUUGAAACCUUGCGAACAUAUCAGGUUGAAUGGGAAAUGGAUGUUGAUCCUGAUUACGUCCUCAUCAGACGAUGGGUGCCGGAAUGGGAGCAAGAUACCCUUUGGAGACACACCAGGUCGAUUCGUGAGAAGCGCUCAUCCAAGCUCGUACUCGAGAUCGAAGACAAGAAGUCGCACCGCCACGAACCAGAGUUCGAAUGGGUCAGAAAGAAGAGUGACCGGAAGAGAAGCAAGUCACCCGCGCUCCUCAUGUACCUUGCGGGAGCGAAACCGGCAUGA